AUGCGUCGAGCAACUUCCUUGCUCCUCCUCGCGGGCUCCGCCUCUGCCGCCUUCCAGUUUCCCUUCAAUCUCUGGCCAGCUACAAACCCACCCUCCCCCAUCGAGGUCACAAACAUCGUCAAUCCCCAGUCGCCUCGCGUCGCCAUCAUAGGCGCGGGUGCAGGAGGCUCGUCUGCGGCGUUCUGGAUUGCAAAAGCAAAAGAACGGUUUGGAAUUGACGUGGAGGUAGACGUGUAUGAUCGAUCAAAUUACAUCGGCGGCAGGAGUACGACGGUAUAUCCAUAUAAUGACUCGUCUUACCAGCCGGUAGAGCUGGGUGCGUCCAUAUUCGUGAACAUCAACAAAAAUCUAUGGAGGGCGUCCGACGAGUUCAAUCUUCCACGCUACGGGUUUGAGGACGAGGAAGGGGAGCUUGGUUUUUGGGAUGGUGAAUCAUUCCAAGGUGGCACGAAAGGCUUUUUCGGAUCCUUCCUUGACAACAUCAAAGUCCUAUGGCGAUACGGCUACUUCUCCCCCAAGAACACGCAAAAUCUUGUCAAAGAUAUGGCUGACAAAUUCGUCAAACUAUACGCCCCAGAAGCUCUCAAGUGGGAGAAUCUCACCGACAUCUCCGACGCGUUUGAAUGGGAUGAGCUCAUCUCUCAGACCGCCUCUGAGUACUUCCGUAGCCACGGGGUGUCGGAAAAGUUCACGAACGAAGUUAUCGAUGCCAUGACACUGGUCAACUAUGCGCAGGAUGUCGACAGUAUCCACGCGUUGGAAGCCGCAGCCUCCAUCGCCGCAUCAGGUGCGGCGAGCAUCAAAGGUGGCAACUGGCAGAUCUUCGAGAACUUCGUGCAUCGUUCCGGCGCGCGCGUAUUCCUCAACACCAACGUUACCUCGAUCUCCCGCAAGUCGCCCACCACGUGGACAGUCGCGACCUCGCAGGGCGCAGCCGACUACCUCGCCGUGAUCCUCGCCGCGCCCUACCACACCUCCGACAUCUCGAUCCCAGAGGACCUCGCCGCGCUCAUCCCGAAGCAGCCCUACGUCCACCUGCACGUCACGCUGCUCGCCACGACCGCGCCGACGCCGAACCCCGCGUACUUCGGGCUGCCUGCGGGCGCGGGCGUGCCGACGAGCGUGCUGACGACGCUCGCGGGCGCGCGCAAGGGAGGCAAGGCGCCCGAGUUCAACUCGCUGACCUACCAUGGAAAGCUCGACGAGUGGGUCGUCAAGAUCUUCUCCAUGGGGCCGAUGUCAGACGAGUGGCUCGCGGACAUAUUCCAGGGCCAGGUCGGCUGGGUCCUCCGUAAAGAGUGGGACGCGUACCCGGUUCUCCCGCCCACAAACACCUUUGCGCCCGUCAAGCUCGACCGCGGGCUGUUCUACGUCAACGCUUUCGAGCCGUUCAUCUCGACGAUGGAAACGGAGACGCUCGCGUCGCGCAACGUCGUCGACUGGCUCCUCAAAGAGGAAUUCGGUGCCGGGAUCUGCACACCGCCGCAGUCGCGCGCUGCCGCAGACGAAGCUACCAUCGAGACCGACGAAAUCGAGAAGGAGAUCGAAACCGAGAGCAAGGCAGAGGACACGCCCGCAGCGGAACUCCAGCUUGAGCUCGAGCCAGAGACGAAGACGGAAGUCGAAGCGGAUGCGGAUGCGGCCGUCGCGGAGCCAGUCGCUAUCGAAGAAAAGCCGAACGUCGCCGACUUUGUGUACGGCUGGGAUUGCUGA
Heterobasidion irregulare TC 32-1 is the source of this 1713-nucleotide messenger RNA. RefSeq lists its product as uncharacterized. The record is from RefSeq and is a predicted model, not a curated record. Gene Ontology annotation, biological process: prenylcysteine catabolic process; prenylated protein catabolic process. The transcript has 8 exons. NCBI's taxonomy places the organism in Eukaryota, Fungi, Basidiomycota, Agaricomycetes, Russulales, Bondarzewiaceae. The coding region runs from base 1 to 1713 and encodes 570 amino acids. Gene Ontology annotation, molecular function: prenylcysteine oxidase activity.